CUAUAGUGUAGUGUUUUGAUGUUUACAGAAAUUAUUUCUUUGGAUUUAUGGCAUGUGAUGAUUACAUGAUAUACAUUUUUAUGUUUAUAUAAGUGUUAGAACCGAGACAUUGGUAUACUUUGAUUGUUUGAUUAAGUUGUCCUGUUAGCUUUAGAAACAUGAAUCCAUAGUUUGAUUUUAAUUCAAACUUUGUGAACAAAGUUAUAAUUGUUGCUUUGAGUCCUGUUUAUUGGAAGUAUGUUGGAUAAUUUUACUUUAGAUGAUGAUGUUGUGGUAAUGGGGUAUACAAUUUGGGUUUAAUGUUUGGUAUGCAUUGGAAGUUUGCUCCAGCGAUCGGUGCUAUAGUGUAGUGUUUUGAUGUUUACAGAAUAUAUUUUUUUAGAUUUAUGGCAUGUGAUGAUUACAUGAUAUACAUUUUUAUGUUUAUAUAAGUAUUAGAACCGAGACAUUGGUAUACUCUGAUUGUUUGAUUAAGUUGUCCAGUUAGCUUUAGAAACAUGAAUCCAUGGUUUGAUUUUAAUUCAAACUUUGUGAACAAAGUUAUAAUUGUUGCUUUGAGUCCUGUUUAUUGGAAGUAUGUUGGAUAAUUUUACUUUAGAUGAUGAUGUUGUGGUAAUGGGGUACACAAUUUGAGUUUAAUGUUUGGUAUGCAUUGGAAGUUUGCUCUAGCGAUCGGUGCUAUAGUGUAGUGUUUUGAUGUUUACAGAAUAUAUUUUUUUAGAUUUAUGGCAUGUGAUGAUUACAUGAUAUACAUUUUUAUAUUUAUAUAAGUGUUAGAACCGAGACAUUGGUAUACUCUGAUUGUUUGAUUAAGUUGCCCUGUUAGCUUUAGAAACAUGAAUCCAUGGUUUGAUUUUAAUUCAAACUUUGUGAACAAAGUUAUAAUUGUUGCUUUGAGUCCUGUUUAUUGGAAGUAUGUUGGAUAAUUUUACUUUCGAUGAUGAUGUUGUGGUAAUGGGGUACACAAUUUGAGUUUAAUGUUUGGUAUGCAUUGGAAGUUUGCUCCAACGAUCGGUGCUAUAGUGUAGUGUUUUGAUGUUUACAGAAUAUAUUUUUUUAGAUUUAUGGCAUGUGAUGAUUACAUGAAACUCCACAUCAGUUGGUACCAUAUAAGUGUUAGAACCGAGACAUUGGUAGACUCCUUUGAGGGAAUUCAGUUGAAUGAAUUAGCACUUGUUUUUCCCUACCAUAUUUAGAACCUGUUUCAGUUUUGUUCAUAUUCAGUUUUUAGAUUUGGAAACUGCUUACUUGCACAUUUGUGUAUGCCUUUUCGUCCAGAUGUCAUCAUCAUCAUCAUCAUCAAUGACUUCUGCAUCCUCUGCUAAACCUACAAAGGAUGGUCCAGAAUUUUGCUUCUGUGAGGUUGAAGCAGUAGUGCGAUACUCAAAAACUGAGCGAAAUCUAGGACGACCCUUCUUAGGUUGUCCAAAGUAUAACACAAAGGGCUUAUCAUUUUGCAAAUUUUUCAAGUGGACAGAUAGUAAUGACGAUUGCGAACACCACUGCCAACAACAACUUCGAGAAAUAUACGCAGAACUUUUAAGGAAGGAGAAAGAACUCAAGAAGAAGGAGAAAGAGCUCGAGAAGAGAGAGAUUUCCAUAAGGCGUUCACGUGCACUACUCCGGCUUUAUUGGGCUUUUGUGUUUGUUGUGUAUUGUUAUUAUGUAGUAUUUAACUGAUUAUUUCAAUGCAAGAAUAUGUUGUUCAGAAUUUAUGUUUACAGUAUAUGUUGUGGUUGUUAUGUACAUCUAACAUUAACCUGCAGUAGCUGUAUGUUUAGAAGUAAUGACUCAGAAGUUGUGAUUAUUAGAUCUGUAUGAUUGAACUCUGUAUGUUCAAAAGUUUAGUGCAUAUUUCUAGGUUCUGAGUCGAUUAAACUCUGUAGUUGCUGUAUGUAUGUUCAGAACUUUUAACUUGCAGUAUGUAUGUUCAGAAGAUUUCUCUGAUUGUUUCUAGGUUCACUUUUAUUUUGUUCUUUGUGUGAGAUCUCACUCAGUCCAGCAACUACG
Messenger RNA from Carya illinoinensis, 2010 nucleotides. RefSeq lists its product as uncharacterized. Gene Ontology annotation, molecular function: zinc ion binding. Lineage: Eukaryota; Viridiplantae; Streptophyta; Magnoliopsida; Fagales; Juglandaceae. The record is from RefSeq and is a predicted model, not a curated record. The coding region runs from base 1279 to 1680 and encodes 133 amino acids. The transcript has 2 exons.